Molecule: messenger RNA, 972 nt
Organism: Rhagoletis pomonella (apple maggot)
Lineage: Eukaryota; Metazoa; Arthropoda; Insecta; Diptera; Tephritidae
Product: leucine-rich repeat protein soc-2 homolog
Exons: 2
Molecular function (GO): protein binding
Source: RefSeq, a predicted model, not a curated record
UUUUUGAGUUGUGACAGUUUUCUAGUAAAUGAGCGAUAUAAUAUCUUUCUUAAAUACAGCCCAAUUCAGUAAUAACUAAAUUAUUGUUAUUCAAAUCGAAGGCAGAAAAAUUUACAUCCCUAUAUUCCCUAAGACCACGACAAAAAAGGGAGCAAUCCACAACAAUUUUAGCUGUAAAUUUGGGCAACAAGUUGUCGCCACAGACCGCUACGCUGGGAAAAAUUAUGAACUUGUGUUCUUCUGCCGGUACGACAGCAUCAACAUCAUCUUUGGCAGGUGUAGACAGUUCUAACGAAGGUGGCAGAAGUGGUGUUGGAAGUGUUUUGACCACCCAUUGUUUCGGCAGUAGCAGCAACAGCAGCAGUAGCUGCGCCGCAGCUAUAACGACGAGUCUCACAACUAACCAAGGAAAUAGCGGCAGUGGCAGUGCUUGUGGUGGCGGUGCCAGCGGCAGUAGCCUUGGCAACAACAACGAAAUGCCACCGGAAACACGACCUAAGGUGGUGACAGUUAAACACCCCGAAUCUAACAAGCCUAAGCCUACGACAAAGAAAAGUAAACCCAUACAAGCUGACCAGGAUGUCGUUAAAGCGCUUCAACGUUGCCGGGAAGAAGGCAUAAAACGUUUGGAUUUAAGUAAAUCCUCCGUCACAGUUAUACCAACAUCAGUGAAGGAGUGCAUUCAUCUUACAGAACUUUAUUUGUACAGCAACAAAAUUAGUCAACUACCUAGUGAAAUUGGGUGUUUGGUUAACUUAAAGACACUUGCAUUAAAUGAAAAUUCUUUAACUUCGUUGCCAGAAUCAUUGCAGAAUUGUAAGCAGCUUAAAGUUCUUGAUUUAAGGCACAACAAGCUUGCCGAAAUACCGGCGGUAAUAUAUCGUCUGCGUUCACUGACCACACUCUAUUUGCGAUUCAACCGUAUUAUAGCGGUAGCCGCCGAUAUACGCAAUUUAACUAAUUUGACUAUGU